This is a messenger RNA of Vitrella brassicaformis, 2163 nucleotides long. Lineage: Eukaryota; Vitrellaceae. The record is from the annotation of a GenBank genome assembly.
AGAAGAAUGGGAUAUAUGUGUCCGGAGAGAGAGAGAGAGAGUCCCCAAUGCAUUGCCACACACUCAUCUACCCACACACACACACAGGCAGUCUAUCACCCCACUCAAACACGCCGCCGCUCCGCCCCAUCACACACACACACCGUCCACCAACAGAGCUGUCAGUCUCUCAAACACACCUGCGGCAAUGGCCAGACAGACAGGGAGGCUUUCUGUUCACUCGAGACUUGAGAGAUUAGCCAGUUAGUCUACGGCUACGUCUAGCUGGUUGCCGAACACCACUUGUGCGUCGGCUCCCAUGACCUGCCGCACCCGCCUCACUGUCUGGGGGAACCUGGCGGCUCCGACCCCCAUGACCGGAGGCUCCGUCGUGUAGAGGGAGGCGGCGGCAACGGUGGGGGUGCUGAAGAUGGAGAUGUGUGCCGCGAAUGUCUGGCCGGGCUGAUCGCCAUGCAGCACUAUCACUCGGUAGAAGGAUCCUUCUGCCGGCCAGUGGCUGGUGCUGGUGGUGUGGCAGCCCCAGAUGGGCGGCGGCUGAGUGGCGAGCUGCCGCUGGAGAGAAGGUGAGAUAUGACAGUGAGUGAGUGGGGCAGUUGGUGAGGCUCUUCAUGUGUUCCUUGCUGACCAGACGGUUGUGGCGUGUGGCAUCGUUGGACCGGAGUACCCUUCGAUCCGCGACCUCCGAUCCUCCCCAACGCAUCCUGAUCAGACAGACCACGGCAGAGCGGUGCAGCCACUGUGUUUAUGUGUCCGCGUGUGUCGUUCUAUGCAUCUUCUCAUGCAUACAACACAGCGUCGCGAACUGAAGCAAAGUCGGCAUCUGCGAAAAGACAUACACACACGCAAACAAAUGGUCCCCCUGCUAUAGCUCUGCGCCCUCUCCCUCACCAUAAUACGCACACACGGGAUUGGCCUCGUCGUAUCCGUUGCGGAAGGGGCUGUUGGCCGGCAGUGUGUGCCGGGUGCGGAUGGUCAGUCGACGCCCAUCCAGCAGCUCCACACCGCUGUUGCGGCGCUCGAGAGCGAUGUUGAUGUGCCGCUUGAUGAGUGAGAGCUGGCGCAGCGCCUCACACCGCCCCUCGAACACCGCCCGGCUGCCCACCCCCUCCACAUCAGCACUGCCCAGUUCUAUCGGCAGCUGCCCGCCUCUCCACCCCUGAUGCUUGGCCACCCUGACGAUCGCCACCGUCGCCGCCCACUCGUCGCUCUGCUGGAUGAUGUCCAGCAGCCGCAGCAGAUGGCCGACGGAUGGCAGGUCGUAGCUGAGAAUGUCCUUGAGGCCUUUGGCGACGAGAAGUGCAUCGAUCUGCGUCUUGACAUAGGCCUCCGACACGCGCCGGCUGCCGUGUGUGCAGGUGCGGCGGAGGCGGGCGAGGCCAUCGGGGCCGAGCAGGCGAAGAAGACGUCACGCUCGACCUCCGGUGGCAGGUCGAACAGGCCAACGUGCUGGCCGGGCUGAGGCGAAAGGCGGCAGAAUGAGAGAUAUGUGUGGCUGUCUGUGUGUGUCUGUUCUCUGUGGCUGUCUGUGUGUGUGUACCGUGUUGCCGUUGGACUGAUCGCGUGGCGCCCUCUCAAGUAAUGUGAAGCCCUCAUGCACCUGCACACACCACAACACACACACACACACACAAAAGGUGGAUCAGCAGCCACCGGACCGAUGGGCACAUCAGAAUGCCUACCUGUUGGCCGUGCGGCGAUGUGUUGGCCUGGUGCGGCACCACCACAGUGAACACCUCUCUGCCCGCUACUUCCCUCAUCGACACCCUCGUCCCUCCGCCGGUCUCCUCAGUGCGGUAGACGUCGGCUUUGACCCACUCCUGCCCGCCCUUCUCUCGAUUGGCCGUCACCAUCCACACACGCGUGCCGGUCUUGUAGCGCUCGUGGGACGACGGCACCAUCUGAUGGAUCAAUGGAUGAAACCAAUCAACCAAAUGAAUGAGUGAAUGGGCUACUCGUACAUGUGGCUGCGGGAGGUCUGCAGCAGCAGAUGAAGAUGCAGCCCCCAUGGCACCGCACUGGCCAAGCACACCUGAAAGCAAGAGCACAGAGGCACACAGUGCAUCUCAUCCCUCCAGCCAUUCCUCUCAUCUUACCCCCCAUGAUUGAGUUGGUGAUUUCUCGGCUGUUUCUCCUCCUUUUCGGAUGAGCGAGCGUGUAUCGGAC